AUGGGUAAUUGCUUAGAUUCAUCAGCUAAAGUGGAUACUAGCAGCCAUAGCCCACAUGCUAAUUCUGCUUUUUCGGCGUCAAAAGUCUCGAGCAGGACAAGCCUUUCGACGUGUCCUUCAGGAACAAGCACAAAUACUUACAACACAGGAGGGAGCAGUUUAGGAUCAUUGCCAACGCUUAGAACAGAAGGAGAGAUACUUUCAUCGCCAAAUCUAAAAGCUUUCACUUUGAACGAGCUCAAGAACGCAACCAAGAACUUCCGUGAUGAUAGUGUACUAGGCGAAGGAGGUUUCGGUCGUGUCUACAAAGGAUGGAUCGAUGGAACAACUCUCGCUGCUUCACGACCUGGCUCUGGAAUCGUUGUUGCUGUCAAAAUGCUUAAGCCUGAAGGUUUCCAAGGUCAUAAAGAGUGGUUGACUGAAGUAAACUAUCUUGGUCAACUUACUCACCCAAACCUUGUAUUACUAAUCGGGUACUGCGCGGAAGGGGAAAACCGUCUUCUUGUGUAUGAAUUCAUGCCUAAAGGAAGCUUGGAGAAUCAUCUUUUUAGACGUGGUUCGCAGCCGCUUACAUGGGCGAUAAGGAUGAAAGUGGCAGUUGGUGCAGCUAGAGGGCUGACUUUUCUUCAUGAAGCAAAGUCACAAGUGAUAUACAGAGACUUUAAAGCUGCUAACAUUCUACUCGACUCUGAGUUUAAUGCUAAGCUUUCGGAUUUCGGUUUGGCUAAAGCAGGACCUACUGGAGAUAACACUCAUGUCUCCACAAAGGUCAUGGGUACUCAGGGAUAUGCAGCUCCUGAAUAUGUUGCCACAGGUAGAUUGACGGCAAAGAGUGAUGUGUACAGCUUUGGGGUGGUACUACUGGAACUAAUAUCAGGAAGACGUGCCAUGGACAAUGCAAACGGAGGAGCAGAAUAUAGUCUUGUGGACUGGGCAAAACCGUACCUUGGCGAGAAGCGAAAGCUUUUUCGGAUAAUGGACACGAAACUAGGCGGUCAAUAUCCACAAAAGGGAGCUUUCGCAGCUGCUACUCUCGCGUUGCAGUGCUUAAACCCGGAUGCGAAGCUAAGGCCUAAAAUGUCAGAGGUUUUAGCCACAUUAGAAGAGCUAGAAUCCGCUGCUAAACCUGGAACCAAACACACGCAAAUGGAAUCUCCAGGAGCUCGUCAUUCCUCGGCUGUGCAGAAAUCUCCGGUAGGAGGAUAUAGUCAAGAUCGUCCUCUAACUCCUGGUACAUCGCCUCUGCCUUCUUACAGUCAAUCUCCACGUGUAAGAUGA
Molecule: messenger RNA, 1278 nt
Organism: Microthlaspi erraticum
Lineage: Eukaryota; Viridiplantae; Streptophyta; Magnoliopsida; Brassicales; Brassicaceae
Source: the annotation of a GenBank genome assembly